Molecule: messenger RNA, 4575 nt
Organism: Mauremys mutica (yellowpond turtle)
Lineage: Eukaryota; Metazoa; Chordata; Testudines; Geoemydidae
Gene: C7H10orf71
Product: chromosome 7 C10orf71 homolog
Exons: 1
Coding region: 1-4575 (1524 amino acids)
Biological process (GO): positive regulation of calcineurin-NFAT signaling cascade
Cellular component (GO): Z disc
Source: RefSeq, a predicted model, not a curated record
AUGCAGGGAAAUAAGAAACACAUGGAUGGACUUAGUGACUCCUCUAGUAUAGGGAGCCUCCUGGAUGACACAGACAGAGAGGUAUGUAGCCUCACAGACCGAGCAUUCAAGAGUUUGUGCGUGGCAGAACUUGAAGCAUCUGACAAGGAAUUGGAGCUUGUCAUUUCACCGGAAAUCACCCACCAAUUCUCUAGUAAAAUUCACCAAGGAACACUAAACCAUGCCAUCAAGAAAAGUAAUAUCUGCAAUAAGUUAUCAUCAAAAAACAACGAGCAUACAACACGGGCUUCAACAUUCCAGCAAUUACCAAAACGUGUUCAAGAAGAGAAAAAAGUUGCUAAAAACAGCACCGCAGAAAGGAAAAAGCCAAAUUUGCCAGUAUCUGGUCCAAGGAAAAACAAACAUGCCUCCAAAGUGUCCUGUUUGAUUAAGACAUUUGAUAAGACUGAAAACCAAUAUCCAGAAGGUUCCCUGGGAACAGUUAAAAAUAGUUCUCAAAAAUGCAAAUUAAUUCAGGGAAAUGACAUGGCUUUCUGGGAUGACACAGCAAUUUUAAAUAUCCAAAGGGAACUUUCCCACUUUUCUGAUGUGUGUCGAGAUAACCACUGGCUCAGUGACAAACACGAAGUCCAGAAAAGACAUAAUAAAAUUGAUGGGGGCUAUUGUGGUCCAGAUGGUUAUCAUCCUGCAUGGAUGGACACUUCAAACGUAUUUAAGGCAAAUCUCACCAGCUCUUGUAAAAAGACAGUCAAAAACAGGCAUGGGAAAGUUAAAGAGCCAGCCAAGAAGGGCAAUUUUCUUCACAGUGAGAACAGUGCUUUUGAAUCAUGGAAUGCCCAUCAUAAUAAACUGAGUGAAAAAGAAGAAUUUGCAGAUCUUAUACCAAAAAAGGAGGAUAUUACACACUUUGAAGAAACACCAUUGGUUAAACGAUCCUACACAUCUGAACAUAAACCACCACCCAGAAAGGUCAUAGGUGCUAGAAUUCAGGAAAAAGAUUUCCUAAUGGAUCUAUUUCCCCCCACAACUGAAUUCCAGGAACAUGUCCCACCAGCAACUGUACCUCAGGUCCUUGGCCCACUAAUGCCUGUACACCCUGACCCUCGAGAAGCUGAGUUUCAGGUUCCUAUUCCACCAGCACCUGUACCCCAGGUCUCUAGCCCAUCAUCAUCUGUACCCCAGGUCUCUGGUCCACCCCUAGCACCCAUGUCCCAGACCCCUGCUCUCCCCACAUCACCUGUCUCCAAGGCCCUUGCUCCACCACCGUCUGUGUCCCAAGUCACUUGCACUCAGAAGAAGGCAACCAAGCCGGAAUUGGACUAUAUCUGUCCACCAUGGAGGAAACAGAGGAAUAUAAAAGGGGUAGCGGCAAAAGCAAAGGAGAGUUCAAAUGAAAAGUUACAGCUCAGUGGAGAAGAAUUCUCUUUUUAUAAAAAGCCAUCUGCUGUUGAACCUUUUGCUGACACAACUGCAGUAGAUAACCAGGUAAACUCCCCUGAAUCCAUUAGCCCCUCUUUCAACAUCACAAAACUUUUAACACCAAUCAUACCAUUAAAACAAGAGACAGAAAAUCAACCAGUGCUGGUGACACCACCAAUACCUGACAUUGCAGCAACAAAAGAACAUGAGGGAAGUGGAUUUAGUGAUUAUCAAUCUCGGGAUAAUUACAAGUCUAAAGCACCAAGUUUAUUAUUCAACCUGAAGGAUGUUCGAAAACGUGUUAAAAGCACUUAUAGUCCCUCUCCUCUCUUAAAAGAGAAAAAUAAGGCUAAGGAAAACAUGAAACAAGAAAGUGUAAAAAUUAAUGAUACAGUGUCCACUUUUCUAGAAGAAAGUAGCUUAGAGCUUGCAGAGAGAGAUGAAUUAAGCCAUGGACCUUUUGUACACACUGACAGUAUCCAGGAAAAAGACAAUAAAACUGAUUUAGAGGGACACGUCACAGAUAAUUACCUAUCUUUAAAUUCACCCCAAGUAACAGUAGAUACUUCAUAUUACCAAAAUCAGGACAAUUUGCAACAGGAUGAUUCUAAAAACAAAGAUCUAUUGAAAGACACUGAGAACAGUGAAAAUGUUUCUAUCUCCGGACAUCAGUCAAACAUACAUGGUUUAAGGAAAAGUCGACAUUAUCCGUCACUGAAAGGCUACAGUAGAGACAAUGCAGAUGCAAAAGCUGUGCAGCAAAUGCAAAUGUAUAAUUCCAGUGUACAAGGCCACGAAAGUGAAAGAGAUGCUGAAAGCCAGAAUGGAAAUGAUGACCCUAAAAUACCCCCAAAACUUCUUUCACCAGCAGAAGAUGAGGCACCUUACAAUGCAAAUCAAACCAGUGUAAGAAGUAGAAAUGAAAAUAAAGGCAAGAGCAGCAGUAGUUCUUCCGAAUAUUCUUUUGUGACCACAGUAGAUCAGCCAUUUCAGGAGGAGCCCUUUUCAUUGAUUCAGCUGUUUCAGAAAGCAUGCCUUGAGGAAAGCCAGAGGAGUAGGAGUAAAAUGAAUGUAGAUGACAAGCAAAGUAGUAAAGGGAAAGGGAAACCGGUAGGGAAAGAGGAGUUGCAGUAUUAUGCUUUUAGUAACUGUGACACUAGCACAGAAGAAAAGCGUGAAGGAAAGGUGGCACAGGGUGAGAGCGAGAGCAUGGCAGAAGAGAGGUUGAUGAGUGAGAAGAGGGAAGAGGUCAGUAGUAUGAAUUCUGCAGCAGAAGGCAACAAGGAUGCUUCCACCUCCCUGUCAGAAGAGCCAGCAUCACCACUGUCUUCAAAUUCAUUCAAACCCAGUCUCUUUCUGAUUAAAGACAACACAUUCAAAUCAUCUCCUGUGAUAAAGGCAGUCAAGCUGCCUCUGCUUAGGUCCCUGUCCUCAGAAGAUACAGUCAGUAGUAGUUACAGGGACACAGAAAGCAGAUUGGAAGCUACUGUAGAGAAGGACAAGCAGCUUUACAGGCAGGGCCAAGGUACACCUAGCAUUCAAGAGAUCGACCGGUCAUUAUCAAGAAACAUAAAAGAACAGGAUGCAAGAGAAGAUGCACUAAUCAGAAAUGAGGAUGCCAAUGCACUGGGAUCUACUCCAGCUGGCAUGGGCUUUCAAGGGGCAGAUAACACCAGACUAAUAUGGGAGCCCAUCCUUUCAGAAGAUGUAGGGAGUUUUUCAUUAAGGGCAUCAGGGGAAGACAAUGAAGUGACUCAUACUUUAUUAAAUAAAGCUGGGAAAAGUAAUGAGGAAAGUGUUCACCGCAGCAAAGAGAAGCCCACGGUUGGAAAGAUGAAGCACUACUUAGCACGGUCAAAAUCAGCUUUAGGAGUUAGCUCAGCACAAAACAAAUUGGGCUCCCCUUCAGAAGAGAAGACAAAUUAUUUUAAGAAUUAUCUUUUGUCUAAUCGGAGAGGUGGAUCAUGUGCGAAAAAAAUAAUCACUAGGGAGAUAAAUUCUCCAGCAAUAAGCUCGAUAUUAGAGAACCACGUGUAUUGUCCUGUAACCAGUGACAUGUCAAGAGACAUCAGACACUUGGAAGAAACACCUGCUGUGUUAGACGAUCUUGAGUGUACCAUUGUAACGAACCCAAGGUCAGACAGCAUUACGUUCUCAGCUGUUACCAGUCCAUUGUCAGAGAAAAUUGCCAGUUCUAGUGUAACAAAGGCAGAGGAUAUUACAAAUUCCACUUUGUUGAAUUUGGUAACAAAGAACAAUGCUGAUAUUUCUGCAGAGGAAAUACUCGAUUCAAUGCAGAGGAGCCUGCUCGCUGAGGACACCAGCGAGUCUAGAAUGACAAAUGAGAGAUCACAGAGUCGUAUGGAGAAACCACUGGGCAAGCCACCUGCUGUGCCACCAAAAAGCGAAAAGGCCCUGCGGCGAGCAAAAAAGCUGGCAAACAAGAGAAAAAAGAUAGAGGCGCAGCAGAAGAACCUUCAAACAGCGCACAAAGAUACUGUUGUGAGGAAGCUGUCCCAUUCUGGACAGAUUCCAUUAUCCCCCUUAACCCUGAUCCAUUCUCCACCAUCUCCUGUGUCCCGUUCGCCUUUCCCUCCUACAGAAUCUAGCAUGGUGAGACUCAAAGGUGCCCAGUCAGUAAGCCCCACACCCUCUUUACCUGCAACUCAGCGUAAACUCCUUCAAGAUCCUGACUCAGGGCAGUACUUUGUUGUCGAUCUCUCCGGUCAAGUUCAUUUAAAGACCUUUUAUGAGCCAGAAACUGGCAAAUACAUCCAGGUACCCAUCUGUUCCUCAGAAAGGGGCUUACACCAAAGCACCUCUGUGGAAAAUUUAAAUUCUUCCUGUGUAUUGUACCCUAGUGCGCUACCUUUACCUGUGGCAGCUAUGAGAUCAGUUUCCCAACUCUCUGAACCUCUUUCACUAAUGCAGAAAGUACCAGGAGCACCAGCAGAAGCAGCUGAAGACUGUCAGCAAGAUGGCAGAGAUGCUCAAUCGCCAGAGAGUCAACCCUAUAUUGAACCUGUAUCUGACUCUUACAGUCAACAUGCUGAGGAAACUCAGUGUAAUUGUACAAAAGACACAAGUCCAGCUACAAACAUGGACAUCAUUUCAAUCAGUGAUUUAGAGGAUUUUGCUGUCGAAGGGAUAUCUUAA